Molecule: messenger RNA, 1131 nt
Organism: Talaromyces amestolkiae
Lineage: Eukaryota; Fungi; Ascomycota; Eurotiomycetes; Eurotiales; Trichocomaceae
Exons: 2
Coding region: 1-1131 (376 amino acids)
Cellular component (GO): cytoplasm
Molecular function (GO): 2-oxoglutarate-dependent dioxygenase activity
Source: RefSeq, a predicted model, not a curated record
AUGUCUAUCACCGUCACGGAGACCAAGACAAACGUCAAUGGCCAGGCCAAUGAAAAUGGGGCUGCUUCUCUGAGGCUCACUGCUCCAGUGAAGACGGUCCCACUCAAGCUAUCUGGAGCGCUAGAUGGUUAUGCACACAAAGAGAUCACCCCAGUGAUAGGUACUGAGUUCCCUGAUGCCAACGUUGCGGACAUGCUGCAUGCUCCCAACGCUGAUGAACUCCUACGCGACCUUGCCGUAAUGGUCUCGCAACGCGGAUUCUGCAUCUUCCGUCACCAGUCCAAUCUAAGUAUUGCCGAUGAGAAGUUACUAUGCCACCGCCUUGGACAACUGACUACACGCCCAUACACCUCGAGCCUUUAUAUCCACCCAGUUAACCAGAUGGAGUUGGCGGACGGUUCAAUCGACCCUGAAGUCAUGUCUCCUUCGCGUAACACCAAGAAUAAACUGUACAUCCGCGAAGGUGGUUAUUCCAAGGGCAGCGAGCGCAAUCAGAGCCGUGCCGAUGGAUGGCACACAGAUGGUAGCUUCGAACAUGUACCACCUGACUAUACGCUUCUGCACAUGGUCAAGGUUCCUGUCGAAGGGUCCGGCGGCGACACUAUGUUUGCCAGCGCGUAUGAGGCGUAUGAUUUACUAAGCCCUCCGAUGAAGAAGUUCCUUGAGAGUCUCAACGCUACGUUUAUGCCCUGGGACCACAAGCCUGAAAACAUUAUCAAUCACAUGUGGAAAGGCACACGUGGUGCACCUGAGAAUCAAGGGCCAGAGUUGAGGGCUUCUCACCCAUGUGUCCGCACCAACCCCGUUACUGGGUGGAAGUCGCUGUUUGCGUUCGGACAUCACCUGGAGGAAUUUGAGGGUCUGGGAGAUGUUGAGAAUCGCAUAAUGAAGGAAUUUGUGCAGAGACUUAUCACAGAGAACCAUCAGUUGCAGGCGAGGGUGCGCUGGGAGCAGGAUGACCUCGUGAUCUGGGACAACCGAGCUGUCUACCACAGCGCUACCUACGACUACGGCGGUAUUAAGGGUGGGAAGCGCAUCGGUAACCGGGUUUGUGGUGUCGGCGAAAUACCCUACUUGGAUCCUCGUUCUUCAGGACGUCGAUAUGCUUUAGGAAUGGAUUACCUUGCUUAA